AUGCCGGCGAACCGGGUCGCGGAGAAUGUCUUUGGAACAAUGGGCACGAUUUGCUGGACUGUGCAGCUUACGCCCCAAGUCUGGAAGUCGUACCGGGACAAAUCGACGCAGGGGCUGUCGCCAUGGCUCGUACUCUGCUGGGGCAUCUCGGCUGGCUUUUUCGGCGUCUACGCUAUUGUCCAGAACCUCAACAUCCCCCUGAUCAUCCAGCCACAGCUCUUCGGGCUGCUCUGUAUGGUCUCGUGGGGCCAGUGUCAGUAUUACGGCUCCCCCCGACCCAAACGGCACUCAUUGCUGCUCGGACUCGCGGCAUUGCUGCUCCUGGGCGGCGUCGAGGCCGCAAUGGUGUUUUCGAUUCGCCCGUCAAUGAACCCACGCGCAAUCAUGUUCUUUGGCAUCUUCAGCUCCGUGUUACUCGCCCUGGGGCUGUUGGCACAGUACUACGAGAUCUACCAGCGCAAGGAGGUCGUCGGGGUCUCGAUCUUGUUCAUGACUAUUGACCUAAUGGGGGGCGUUUUCUCGGACUUGUCGCUGGUAUUCAAGCCCAAGUUCGACGGCAUUGCGGCCAUUUCUUACAGCAUUGUCAUUGCAAUGGAUGCGGGUGUCAUACUCUCUGCAUUACUCUUGAACCCACGCGCGAGACGGCGAAGACGGCGAGUGGAGGAUGGUGAAAUUAGAGGCGUCGAGAACCGAAGUCUGUCAUAA
This is a messenger RNA of Mycena indigotica, 705 nucleotides long. RefSeq lists its product as uncharacterized. The transcript is spliced from 6 exons. The record is from RefSeq and is a predicted model, not a curated record. NCBI's taxonomy places the organism in Eukaryota, Fungi, Basidiomycota, Agaricomycetes, Agaricales, Mycenaceae. The coding region runs from base 1 to 705 and encodes 234 amino acids.